AUGGUACGUUUCACACCGCUCGAGCAGAGCCCUGCGACCCAGGUUAUUUCCAACUCGACCCAUGAUGAUAUGAUUCAUGAUGCGGUUCUGGACUACUACGGCCGAAAGCUCGCGACCUGCUCCAGCGACCGAACAAUCAAGAUAUUCGAGAUCGAUGGCGAAUCCCAAAGAUUAAUCGAGACCCUCAAGGGGCAUGAGGGUGCAGUCUGGUGUGUAGCAUGGGCGCAUCCCAAGUACGGCAACAUCUUGGCGUCGGCAGGUUACGACGGCAAGGUCUUUAUCUGGAAAGAGCAGGGCACUCAACAAAGCACCCAGUGGCAGCGUAUCUACGACUCUCCCCACCACAAGGCUUCAGUCAACAUUGUCGCCUGGUCACCCCAUGAGGCCGGCUGCCUGCUUGCCUGCGCCUCCUCCGACGGUACCGUCUCUGUUCUCGAAUUCAAGGACAACGCGAUCGAUCACGUCCUGUUCCCCGCUCAUGGUUUGGGCGUGAACUCAGUUUCAUGGGCUCCUGCCCUCGCCCCCGGCAGCAUUGCCAGCAGCAACCCCGGCCCUGGCGCCGUCGGCAACAGACGCUUUGUCACUGGCGGGUGCGAUAACGUCCUCAAGAUCUGGUCCUUUGAUGCGGCCACUCAGAACUACAAGCAGGAGGGCGAGGCUCUCACCGGCCACUCAGACUGGGUUCGCGACGUUGCCUGGUCACCAACCGUCCUCCACAAGUCCUACAUUGCCAGCGCAUCUCAGGACAAGACAGUCCGUAUCUGGACAUCUGAGCCCAACACAACCGGCCAGUGGGAAUCCAAGGUUCUCAACUUCGAUGCCCCCGUGUGGCGCGUAAGCUGGUCUCUGAGCGGCAAUGUCCUUGCCGUCAGCGGCGCAGAUAACAAGGUGACUCUGUGGAAAGAGAACCUCAGGGGCGAGUGGGAGACCUUCAAGACGAUUGAGGAAUAG
Messenger RNA from Clonostachys rhizophaga, 951 nucleotides. The record is from the annotation of a GenBank genome assembly. Lineage: Eukaryota; Fungi; Ascomycota; Sordariomycetes; Hypocreales; Bionectriaceae.